Baudoinia panamericana UAMH 10762 is the source of this 1491-nucleotide messenger RNA. RefSeq lists its product as uncharacterized. The coding region runs from base 1 to 1491 and encodes 496 amino acids. Gene Ontology annotation, molecular function: nucleic acid binding; RNA helicase activity; ATP binding. The record is from RefSeq and is a predicted model, not a curated record. The transcript has a single exon. NCBI's taxonomy places the organism in Eukaryota, Fungi, Ascomycota, Dothideomycetes, Mycosphaerellales, Teratosphaeriaceae.
AUGCGAGUGGCAAAGACGGAGAGACGGAAGCGCGGAGGUGAGGACAUAUCAACAUCUAAACAGCCGCAAUCGCAACUGGACGAGGACGGAGGAAAAGGCCAGGCAGAAGAUGGCGCAGACGGAAAGGCUAUCGUGGACAAGCUAGAAGCCUCAGCGGAAGCAGAAGAAGAGAAGUCGUUCGCAGACUUGGGCGUUAACGAGUCGCUAUGCGAUGCGUGUACGUCGCUAGGCUUCAAGACACCCACCGCCAUUCAACGAGAAGCCAUCCCUCUCGCCCUCAGUGGCCGCGACAUUAUCGGCCUGGCGGAAACAGGUAGUGGCAAGACAGCAGCAUUCGCGUUACCGAUUCUGCAGGCGCUUCUCCACGAUCCACAACCCUUCUUCGGCCUCGUUCUAGCCCCUACAAGAGAGUUGGCGUACCAAAUAAGCCAACAAUUCGAAGCCCUAGGCAGCCUGAUCCGAGUCCGAUGCGCCGUAAUAGUAGGUGGCAUGGAUAUGGUACCUCAAGCUAUCGCACUUGCAAAGAAACCACACAUCGUCGUUGCCACACCCGGCCGCCUGCUGGAUCAUCUGGAGAAUACUAAAGGAUUCUCCCUACGGAGCCUGAAGUAUUUAAUCAUGGACGAAGCAGACCGCCUUCUAGACCUUGACUUCGGGCCCAUCCUUGACAAAAUUCUGCAAGUCCUUCCUCGCGAGAGGCGAACAGCACUAUUUAGUGCAACAAUGAACACGAAACUUGACAAUCUUACCCGCGCCGCUCUACGAAACCCGGUGAGAGUCAGCAUAUCCACUUCUUCCUACCAGACUGUGGCGAAUCUGCUACAACAAUACAUCUUCAUCCCACACAAGCACAAAGACGUCUACCUCAUCCACCUCCUCACCGAGUUCUCCGGUCAAACCUGCAUCCUCUUCACCCGCACCGUAACCGAAACACAACGACUGGCCUUCCUUCUGCGAGCGCUCAAUUUCUCCGCCAUCCCGCUCCACGGCCAACUCCCCCAAUCCGCACGUCUAGGCGCCCUGAAUAAAUUCCGCUCCGGCUCCCGCUCCAUUCUCGUAGCCACGGACGUAGCAGCACGCGGUCUCGACAUCCCAAGCGUGGAUCUAGUCAUUAACUUCGAUCUCCCACCAGAUAGUAAAACGUACGUCCACCGCGUCGGCCGCACGGCCAGGGCGGGCAAGAGCGGGGUGGCGGUUAGUGUGGUUACUCAGUAUGAUGUGGAGGUUUUCCAGCGGAUUGAGAAGGCGUUGGGGCGGAAGUUGGAGGAGAGGGCGGUGGGGAGGGAGGAGGUGAUGGUUUUUGCGGAGAGGGUGGGGGCGGCGCAGAGGGUGGCGGUAGGGGAGAUGAAGGGGUUGCAUGAGAAGGAGAGGGAGAGGGGGGGUGGAGGCGGAGGGGGGAGGAGGAAGGGGGUUGGGAUCGGGAGUGGGAAGGGAAGGGGUGGUGGGAAGAGCAAGGGAAGAGAGGAUAGAAUGGAUCAGGAGGAGGGGUGA